Staurois parvus is the source of this 2389-nucleotide messenger RNA. The record is from the annotation of a GenBank genome assembly. NCBI's taxonomy places the organism in Eukaryota, Metazoa, Chordata, Amphibia, Anura, Ranidae.
AUCGAGGCCUUCCAACAUAUGCAGAAGUUCGUGAGCAACGUUCAGCUCCAGGCCCAGCACGUCGCCGAUGACCCUCCGCACAAACAGGAGCUGCAGAAGCUCAUGGCCAGGUGUUACCUGAAACUUGGUGAAUGGCAGCUCAACUUGCAGGGCGUUAAUGAGGUCACAAUUCCCAACGUUCUGGAGUAUUACAAUGCUGCUACAGAGCAUGACACCACCUGGUACAAGGCUUGGCAUGCCUGGGCAGUAAUGAACUUCGAGGCCGUGUUGCAUUUCAAGCACCAACACCAGCCACGCGAAGAGAAGAAGGUUCGUCACCCAAGCAAUGCCAGCGCCAACACUGAGGGCAGCGAGAGUGAAAGUGAAGGCGAGAGCAUUGAGAACAGCCCAGUACCAUCACCAGUGCAGAAGAAACCAUCUGAGGACCUCUCUCACACUCUGCUGCAGUAUACAGUCCCAGCUGUGCAAGGAUUCUUCCGCUCUAUCUCCCUGUCCCGGGGGAACAACCUGCAGGACACACUGAGAGUUCUCACUCUUUGGUUUGACUACGGACACUGGCCAGAUGUGAAUGAUGCCCUAGUGGAAGGCAUCAAAACCAUCCAGAUCGACACCUGGCUGCAGGUUAUUCCACAGCUCAUUGCCAGAAUAGACACUCCUAGGCCUCUGGUUGGUCGGCUGAUCCACCAGUUGCUAACAGAUAUUGGAAGAUAUCAUCCACAGGCUCUCAUCUAUCCACUCACUGUGGCCUCCAAGUCAACAACUACAGCACGCCACAACGCAGCCAAUAAGAUCCUGAAGAACAUGUGUGAGCACAGCAAUACGCUAGUACAGCAGGCCAUGAUGGUAAGCGAGGAGUUGAUCCGUGUGGCCAUUCUCUGGCAUGAGAUGUGGCAUGAAGGCUUGGAGGAGGCAUCACGCUUGUACUUUGGUGAGAGGAACGUGAAGGGGAUGUUUGCAGUGCUUGACCCUCUUCAUGCCAUGAUGGAAAGGGGACCUCAGACCCUGAAGGAGACAUCUUUCAAUCAGGCCUAUGGGAGAGAUCUGAUGGAAGCUCAGGAUUGGUGUCGAAAGUACAUGAAAUCUGGAAAUGUGAAAGAUCUGACCCAGGCCUGGGAUCUGUACUACCACGUCUUCAGAAGGAUCUCCAAGCAGCUACCACAGCUAACGUCCCUGGAGCUUCAGUAUGUUUCGCCAAAGCUUCUCAUGUGCCGAGAUCUGGAGCUGGCUGUGCCGGGAACGUAUGACCCCAAUCAACCAAUAAUACGAAUCCAGUCUAUAGCGCCUUCUCUACAAGUCAUCACCUCCAAGCAGAGGCCAAGGAAACUAACACUAAUGGGAAGCAAUGGCAAUGAAUUCAUGUUCCUGCUGAAGGGGCACGAGGACUUGCGCCAGGAUGAGAGAGUCAUGCAACUGUUUGGUCUGGUGAACACACUGUUGGCAAAUGAUCCGGCAUCUCUGCGGAAAAACCUCAGCAUCCAGAGAUAUGCAGUCAUUCCUCUGUCCACAAACUCAGGCCUGAUUGGUUGGGUUCCGCACUGCGACACCCUGCAUGCUCUGAUCCGGGACUAUCGAGAGAAGAAAAAGAUACUGUUGAACAUAGAACACCGCAUCAUGCUGAGGAUGGCACCGGAUUACGACCAUCUGACCCUCAUGCAAAAAGUGGAGGUGUUUGAACAUGCUGUGAAUAACACUGCCGGGGAUGAUCUUGCCAAGCUUCUCUGGUUAAAAAGCCCCAGCUCAGAGGUCUGGUUUGACAGAAGAACUAAUUACACCCGCUCUUUGGCAGUGAUGUCCAUGGUGGGGUACAUCCUUGGGCUGGGUGACAGACAUCCUUCCAACUUGAUGCUGGACCGGCUCAGCGGGAAAAUUCUACAUAUUGAUUUUGGGGACUGUUUCGAGGUGGCCAUGACCAGAGAGAAGUUCCCAGAGAAAAUCCCAUUCCGACUAACGAGAAUGUUGACCAAUGCUAUGGAGGUAACUGGUCUGGAUGGUAACUACCGCAUCACCUGCCAUACAGUAAUGGAGGUCCUACGGGAACACAAAGACAGUGUCAUGGCAGUUCUGGAGGCCUUCGUGUAUGAUCCUCUCCUCAACUGGAGACUCAUGGAUAAAAUGAUGGAGACAGUGGAUCUCGGUGAGACGCAACAUAAGAAGCCAGGGAGCACCGUUCCUGAGUCUAUACAUACUUACAUUGGCGAUGGCUUGGUUCAACCAGAAGCUCUGAAUAAAAAAGCCAUUCAGAUCAUUAACAGGGUCCGAGAUAAGCUAACAGGUCGAGACUUUUCAAAUGAAGAAACUUUGGAUGUGGCCACACAAGUCGAGCUGCUGAUUAAACAAGCCACGUCACACGAGAACCUUUGUCAGUGUUAUAUUGGAUGGUAAGUCAGUU